AUGAGGUUGAUCGCGCGAACUCAGGAGAUAUACAAGGAAAAGAGGUUGUUCAAAUUGGAAGGUAUAGUAGAGGUGUUGGGAGCCAGAGUGCAAAUGUUAGAGGAACAAGCUAUAAUUAGGAAGAACUAUGGUAUGAAGGUGGGGAAGCAUAAUGACAAUGAAGAAGAAGUUUCGUUAAUUAGUCAAUUCGAAUUCGGUGAUAGUGAUGAUACUUCCAUGGGCAACAAUAGCACAAUUCGGAAAGGGCAGUCCAGUGAUACUGGAGGAAGUCAAGGGAGGAGAUUGGAAGAGUUGGAGACGAAUUGUAUGGCUCUGAACGAGAAAGGUCGAUGA
Messenger RNA from Kwoniella botswanensis, 333 nucleotides. RefSeq lists its product as uncharacterized. The transcript has 2 exons. The record is from RefSeq and is a predicted model, not a curated record. The coding region runs from base 1 to 333 and encodes 110 amino acids. Lineage: Eukaryota; Fungi; Basidiomycota; Tremellomycetes; Tremellales; Cryptococcaceae.